Molecule: messenger RNA, 1256 nt
Organism: Solanum lycopersicum (tomato)
Lineage: Eukaryota; Viridiplantae; Streptophyta; Magnoliopsida; Solanales; Solanaceae
Product: spindle and kinetochore-associated protein 1 homolog
Biological process (GO): mitotic cell cycle; cell division; regulation of microtubule polymerization or depolymerization
Cellular component (GO): outer kinetochore; mitotic spindle; spindle microtubule
Molecular function (GO): microtubule binding
Source: RefSeq, a predicted model, not a curated record
AGAAGAAAAGCGCGCUUUUUCCACAUUCUGCUCUGGUCACUUUCCUCAACUCCUAUCGCCGGUAAAGCCAAGUUGUUUGUCAGGGUAAGAGGGAAAGAGGGGGAAAUGGACAUCAAGGAUGCGGGAUCGUCACUUGAUUCUUUGGUAUCCUCAUUCAACACUCGUAUAUCGGAGAUUCAACAGCUUGUUGUAGCUCGAAACAUGUACCCUGCAAGCAGCGUUUCAGAUUUGUCAGCUAUUGACUCUGCAUUGAAGGUGUUGGAGCUUCAGCUCCACAAAAUAAAAAUCCGGAUGCGUGAAGAAACUGAAGCCAUCCCCAAAGCCAAGAAGCUAAUAGAAGCAUCGCUGCGGCAGCAAAAGAAAUUGCAAAAUUUAUCUUCUGUUGUUCCAUCAUAUGUUCCUGAUAGAGUGACUAAAACAACUGAUGAUGCUAUUAAAUGUUCAAAUCUAGAGCCCAGUGUUGAGGAUAGUUUUGUUUCUCUGAAACUUGAGGAGCCUGCACCCAAGGAGAAAAAGAGUCGCAUCUCCCCGCCGCUUUUCUACAUUAACUCUGAAGAACUGAAUUCUGUACCACCGUAUAUGAAACAGCGGAUCACUUUGGAAAAGGUCAAUGCAGCAAUAAAUGACAUGGCUACUUAUGCUGAAGCAACUUCCCAGCUUCUCACAGCCCCUCGUAAAAAGCUCAAAGAAAAUCUUGUGGAGAGAGCAAUGGAACUAAGAGAUAUUGCAGCAACAGAAACAGUUAAAGGAAAGCAUUUCUUUCUUGAAACUGACAUCAGAGGGCCUUCACUGAAACUUGACAAUACAGGAAAAGCAAUACUAACUCUCCUCCGACAUCUUGGUCGUAUAAGUGAAACUCGAAUUGGUCAUCACCGUGUGAUCCUUCUAUUGAGGCCUCACUGAAUUACAAGAGAUCAUCAGGUACUUUUUUAACAACUUCAUGUGAGAACUUGUUUUUUUAGCAUAUUACCAUUGCCUGGCAACAUUCAAGCUCUCCUCAACUGCAGACCCCUAUCAGAGGAACCUUUUGCUGUUUACAGUAUAAAAUUGCAUUAGUUUAUUGAAUUAUUGAUGCAUAGUUCAUAUUAAGGGAUUAAAUGUCAGUGACAGUGGUUAUUGUUCAGUUGACGGAUCGUUUGAUUUAAAGACAAAUUAUGUAGGCAGUAUGAAUGAUUUAGUCAUGCAGAGAUUAAUUGUCCAUGGAUUGUACUUCUCGUUGAAUAUUUAAUUUUAUGCAUUACAUAAUUAGUAUAUGA